Molecule: messenger RNA, 1486 nt
Organism: Talaromyces stipitatus ATCC 10500
Lineage: Eukaryota; Fungi; Ascomycota; Eurotiomycetes; Eurotiales; Trichocomaceae
Exons: 2
Coding region: 1-714 (237 amino acids)
Source: RefSeq, a predicted model, not a curated record
AUGGAACAGAUGCCAAAUACUGAAGAGUCUUCAUCCCAACACUUUUCUUCGUCUUCUGCGCCAGAAUCAGCCGAAGAGCAAGCUGUAGUGCAACCUUCUCAUGCUUCACAGAAAUCAGAGUCUCAACGGCUACCCUCAACUUCACCAAAAUCAACCGAAGAGCAAGGUGCAGCGCAACCACCGCGGGCUUCACAGAUUCCAGAGGCUCAACAGUCAACUUCGUCUUUCCCGCCCAAAUCGACCGAGGAACAAAAUGUAGCGCAACCUCAGGCCCCACAGAUACCAGAGGGCCAAAAAUCCGCGGAGGGUCAACCCAUUGUGCAGCCUACCCCUUCACAGAUACCGGAAACCAGAGGCAACCAGUUCGUGCCUAUCCAGGUUGGAAAAUUGCCGUCAACCCUUCCAGAUACUAUUGACGGUAGCGACCCAUACCAGAUUUUCUAUCUCAUUUUCAGUGAUGCUUUCUUUCAAAAUGUUGCAUUCAAUACAAACUUGCAUGCGGCGAACGCCAGACGAGAGAAUCCAUCUGAUGGUAUGCGGCCUUGGCAUGAUACGACUAGAGAAGAAGUCAAGGUUUACUUCGGUAUCAUGGUUUAUAUGAACUGCCAUGGAGCACCUAAUCAUGAAACAUAUUGGAAUCGAGAUCAAAACAUUGGACCGAUUCACUUGGUGCCUACGUACAUGCAAUUAUACCGAUUUCAACAAAUGAGGUGAUUCCUUUAUAUAUCGAAAAUUGACAUGAAACCUGGACUAUAUAAAGUGGGCAGGCGUCACAAAGCCAAGCGUGACCGUGAAGAAUCCCCCAUCGAUGAGAAUCCGGAAGGCCUUUACGCCACCGAAGAAUUAAUCCACUAUCUAGAAGGCGCAACUUGGCGAGCAUGGAAACUACACACCACUCAAUCUAAGGCCAAGGGUAAGCCUCAAUUGACUCUCCAUGACUUCCGGAAUAGGCUAUAUCUGCAACUAUUCUCGUUCUCGCCGUACUCGCCACAUCUCAAGCGGAAAACGCCUCAUAUUGAUCCAGCAGAGCCGUAUCCGGGCGCGUCACUGCAGCGACAUAUGUUAUCCAGACAUCCCCUGGAGCUGAGAAGGGGUUGUGCUUGGUGUCAGCAACGACUUCAUGUUGACAAGCGGUUCCGGUGCGAAAAUGAGAAGCCAGCGAUUAUACCGCGGUCGCAGUGGGUAUGCGCAGAGUGUAAUGUGCAUCUGUGUAGACCAGGCUAUGGUGGUAAUGAUUGCUUUAGGCAAUUCCAUCAACCUCUAAUGGCUUCUCUAGGGAAAAACGCUCCUUUUCCGACAAUCUUUCGGACUCCAUAAGACAACGAUUGAUAAGUUGUUAUCAGUCAACUUUGUGAAUUAUGUACAUAUCAAGAUACCACUAGCAUAGCGGAGGUGCGGCUUAGCAAAGCUGCAAAGGGAAUAUCUUUCUACUUUAACAAUUGAACACUUAGUUACUUAAUGACUAGUGUCUACAUGUAUCCUUGGA